Messenger RNA from Megalops cyprinoides (Indo-Pacific tarpon), 1945 nucleotides. It is a transcript of the gene ecm1b, whose product is annotated as extracellular matrix protein 1b. Lineage: Eukaryota; Metazoa; Chordata; Actinopteri; Elopiformes; Megalopidae. Bases 239 to 1807 code for a protein of 522 amino acids. Gene Ontology annotation, cellular component: extracellular region. Gene Ontology annotation, biological process: regulation of bone mineralization; signal transduction. The record is from RefSeq and is a predicted model, not a curated record. The transcript has 11 exons.
ACUGCCAAGUUGCUCUGUAGGGGUUAAAAAACAGAUUCGCGUCGCUUCCUGCACUUGGGAUCUCAAACAUAGACAGCUGUGAUCGGAACAACGGAAGGCACAGAAAAAAGAGAAGUGGUAUUUAAAGUAAAGUUCAGUUCUGGUUGCUUGCCGACCUUCAAUAAUAUAAAUCACAGAGACUAAGUCGAGCCAGUACAUUUAACAGACACGGCACGACAGAAGGUGUCGGCAUACAGCUAUGGGCUCAGUGAUCCUGGAAAGUUUGUGGAUAGUAGUGGCUCUACUGGCGUUUGGCUGCCUAGCACUGGAAGAUGAGCCCGACAUCGCUCAGCGAGAGGUGACCUUUGACCUUUCCGAAAUCCUAGGAGUUAAAGGUGCCAGUCAGCCUGACCCACAUCUGGCCCAGAGGGAGGUGACCUUUGACCUUGAAGAUCUUUGGGAGCCCAUAGAGCUGCCUGAAGCUGACCCCGAUGUGAACCAAAGAGAUGUGACCUUUGACCUUCCCAAAAUUCUGAGAGAAAGAGGUUCCAGGCGAGAUGAAUCUGAUAUGACACAAAGGGAGGUGACCCUUGAACUUGAUAGUGGUUUCAAGGAUAUGGGUCCCCCAGUUUUUGGACCUCGUUCCUUCCGGGAGCCCCGUGUCCCUUUCCCCCCUGCCCGCCCUUCAUCGGACAACCUCCCCGCCAUCUGUCUCCAUGGUGCAGGGCGUCCUCGGUACCCCCACCACUCCCUUCCUCAAUCUGGGUACAGCCACCUGUAUCGAUAUGCAGACGCCAUCCACCGCGUCGAGUCCUGGUACAGUGUCUGUUGCCAAGGGAACAAAACACAGGCGGAAACCCUCUGCUGUGCCCAGCAGGCGUGGGAGCAUGCUCUCUCCCAGUUCUGUGAAGAAGAAUUCACAAUAAAGACUAGACAUUACCAUUGCUGCAAGGAGCAGGGAGGGGCUAGAUGGAGCUGUUUCGAGAAGGAUGCCCCCAACCGCUCUUACCUGCCUACCAGUGAUGGAUCUGUGGCUCCGCAGUCACCUCCUGAACCAGGAUUCACCUGGAACCCCAAUGCAUGCCGACGGUCUGAGACCAGUAUGGCGCCCAGGAGUUUCAGGAAGGUUCCUGGCUUCAACUUCCCACCUGGUCGGCCUACUUCCUCCAACAUCAAAUGGGUCUGCCGUCUCCGCAAGAUGCGUCCUCGAUACAAUCCCAAAUGCCUGCCGUCGAACGCCUAUGGCUGGCUUGCACGUCAGUCAAAGACCAUCAACAGGCUGGAGAAGGGCCUAAAGCAGUGCUGCAAGGGGAAGAAUGAGGUGUUGGCCUGCGCUGAUGGGAAGUGGCGAGAGGUGAUGGACAGGUACUGCAAGGAAGAGGGGUCAGUGAAGGAUUCGCAGUUCCCCUGCUGCAAGAUAGCGGAGGGGCCACAACGAUACUCGUGCUUCUCCUCCCGCGCACCCUACCCAGAGUAUAACUAUGAGAUACUCCAGCGAGAGGUGUCCCACACUUACCUCGACCUGGGCCUCAUCUGUCACACCCAUAAGCAGCUCACCCAAAGACUUCCUGUGCAGCUUCCCAUUAAAAGUAUUGUGAAGCAGUGCUGCCACCUACCUAAAACUAACAGAAAUGGUUGUGUGCAAGGAAAGCUGAAUGACAUGCUGGAGAGUAAGUGCGCAGCAGAUAAACCGCUGCCUCCAGCUUUUCCGCCCGACUGCUGCACUGAGCCUUCCCGUGAAUACUUCGGCUGUCUCUCCAACAUGCUGAUAGAGGCCCUCAAGAAAGUAACUACUUCCCCUGGCUACAAGAAGUGCCCCCUCCCCUAAUUUUUCCUCCCCAUCAUUUUCAUCCUUCAUGACAAUUUUCCUCAGGUUAUCAGGGGGCUAUUCAGAUGGGAUAGAAAUUUGAGACAGGGUUUCUCUCAGUGGCGGUGGGUGAGCUGGAAACAGGGGAAACCAGAACAC